CAGCAGAGCCAUGGCUGAAGAGCAGCGGGACCUCAUCUCCGACCGCAGCAGCGGCGUGCUCAAUGUCGGGGACGCCCAGAGGUCCGCGCUGGGCCGCAAAGCCGCCCUCUCCAUGCUCUCCAUCUUGGUGGCCCUGCUGAUCGCCGGCCAGGCUGUCACCGUCUACUUUGUCUACCAGCAGAACGGGCAGAUCAGCAAGCUGACCAAGACCUCCCAGACCCUGCAGCUGGAGGCACUGCAGAGGAAACUGCCCGCCAGUGCCAAGCCGGUGAGACAGAUGAAGAUGGCCAUGGUGAACACGCCCGUGGCCAUGCGGGUCCUGCCUCUUGCCCCCUCUGUAGGCAACACGGACAUGGCCCCCGCUAGCAACAAAACCGAGGACCAAGUGAAGCACCUGCUGCUGCAAGCAGACCCCAGGAAGACGUUCCCGGAUCUGAAGGACAACCUGAUGGACAACCUGAAGAGCCUGAAGAACACCAUGACUGAUACGGACUGGAAGUCCUUUGAAUCCUGGAUGCACAAGUGGCUGCUGUUUGAAAUGGCCAAGAACCCCAACCCAGAGGAGCGUAAGGCGAUCCCAGCGGAGAAAGUGCAAACUAAGUGCCAGGCGGAGGCCAAUUCUGGGGGUGUCCAGCUGGGUCACUUCCACCCACAGUGCGAUGAGAACGGCGACUACCUGCCCAAGCAGUGCAAUGCCGCCACGGGCUACUGCUGGUGCUCCUACAAAAAUGGCACCAGGAUUGAGGGCACUGCUACUCGGGAAAAGCUGGACUGCCCUGGUACUGCUGUGGCUGCCACCACGGAGCCGGAGGAGAUGACCUCCAGGGUGGACGUGGCCUAGCUGGGUGCAGAGAAAGCCAAGUAGAAGAGGAUGCCAGCGGAUGCCUGUCCCCUCUUCAGCAUCCCAGCUCACGUUUUUUUUUUUUUUUUUGCUCUAUUUCAUUUCUGCUCUUACAUUGCUUUUCCAAGGCGAUUAACAGUGGGCACCCCUGCGCACCCCUGCCCCUCAAUGCAUCGAUUGUGACCCUUCCCCUGCUGCAGGGCACCAGACAGGGCUGAGCUGCCACCAGGAUCAGGGCUAGAGGCAAAGUGUUCCCUCAGAGGGUGGGUAAAGCAGGCUGGAAAAUUAUUUCAACGAUGUCAGACCCAUAAGUCCUGUUCCCUUUUGCUCAUCAGCACCCCACAGCACCCAGGCAGCGGCAGGCGCAGAGCUCACCCCUGCUGAAGAACGAGCCACUAAUGCUUUCUUACACUGAAUGAACAUUAAAAGCAGCAAAACCACCUCUCCCAGCUUCUUAACUGACCCCCGUAGGAUGGAGCCCUGUUAGAUUACUAGAGUAGAGGGGUUUUAUUGCAGAGUGCUCAGUUUUGUAGAUAGAUGUUCACCUUUUGCCUUCAGGCUGAAGAACAGCGGCAGCAGUGGGUAACAGUGGGCAGAGGGGCUGAUACUGGAGGCAGAGGGGCUUCUAAUUUUUCUGAAUAUAUCUGAUAGUUCCUUUAUAAAUGACCUCACAAGCUAAUUAUUUCAAAUAAACUUUUGAAUAAGAAAGC
Gymnogyps californianus (California condor) is the source of this 1551-nucleotide messenger RNA. It is a transcript of the gene CD74, whose product is annotated as CD74 molecule. Gene Ontology annotation, biological process: negative regulation of DNA damage response, signal transduction by p53 class mediator; antigen processing and presentation; positive regulation of peptidyl-tyrosine phosphorylation. The coding region runs from base 11 to 841 and encodes 276 amino acids. The transcript has 9 exons. Gene Ontology annotation, cellular component: cell surface; membrane; cytoplasm. The record is from RefSeq and is a predicted model, not a curated record. NCBI's taxonomy places the organism in Eukaryota, Metazoa, Chordata, Aves, Accipitriformes, Cathartidae. Gene Ontology annotation, molecular function: cytokine receptor activity; MHC class II protein binding; macrophage migration inhibitory factor binding.